AUGGCAGCACUCGAAAAGAAACGAAACAUGUUUAGCUUUGGUGGUGAUGACGAUGAAGAUGAUGAUGAUAGAUUCAUUAGUUCUGUGCAGCCAUUACCGAGCAACACUGUUGAACGUUCUGCUUUCACAGCAGCCGACUUUGACCCAGAUACCUUUCUCUCUAGCCGUAGACAUUUGGGCCUCGAGCGUAUGAAAGCAGAGCUCAACACUCACUUGAAACAGCUGAAGACUGAACUAGUAGAGCUGAUCAACCGAGAUUAUCAAGACUUUAUCAAUCUCUCUACCAACUUGAAAGGCGUGGAUAAGGACAUUGAGGAACUGAAAGCACCAUUAGCAGACAUGGAAAUCCAAGUCAAGGGUGUGCGUGAUUAUUUCCAAGGUGUGAUUGAUUCAUUAGAGUUACAACUUCAAAGCCGAGCACAGCUUAGGGAUAAAAAAUCUGUCCUCAAACUAUUACUCAAUAUCCAUGAUUCAGUAACCAAAGUCGAGGAUCUAUUAGGCAUCAAUUCAGAUCUAGUCAAGCAUUCCUUUGAGAGCGCAGAGCACGAUCAUGUUGUCGUCGUGGAUGACAAUCUUGGUAAACAGAUUGAACGUGUAGCAAUUGAAUACAAUCAAAUGCAACAUCUCGUUCGUCGUGGUAAAAACCUGGCAUUUGUCACUGAAAAUGAAUGGAGGAUCACUCGCAUCAAGGAUACAAUGGAACAAAAGUUAUCCAAAGCACUGUCAGCAGCAUUAUCACAAAUCAGACUUGGAGAAGUGACCAAGGCCACCAAACAAUCGUUAACAGAAUGUCUGCGCACCUAUGCAUUGAUUGAUCAAACACAGAUUGCGGAAAGGAUCAUUCGAGAAGAGUUUAUCAAGCCUUUUUCAAACAAGUGCAUUACACAGAAAGCAGUAGAGGGAGCAAAAAAUUACGGUGGAUCACCUUCUUCGGCAACAGCGUCAGAGCAUCCAUUGGCAGUGAUGUACAACAAGAUCCUGCAAUUUACAUCGACUGAUUUGAAGCCUAUCUUGGAUAUCACCCAAAAGACAUUGAAGGGAUCCAAUUACGAGAUAUUAGUGAACUCCUUGUGGCUGGAGAUUGUGGAGAGGAUCAAUAGGGAAUGCAAGAGCAUAUUUGCUGCUGGACAAACAGAUGUAUUUCACAAGAACUACUUGGCUACAGUGUCAUUCAUCUCUGAGUUGGAGGGAUUAUGCAGUUCCAAGCGAUCCUUACUCUUUCUUCGAAACCAUCCGACAUAUGCAGAGUUUAUGAAGAAAUGGCAGUUACUGGUUUAUUUUCAGUUGCGAUUCCGCGAAAUCAUCAAGGAUGUGGAGCAAGUAUUGAACGAUCCCAAAUCCAGUAUUGUUGUGGAAGCAAAUCAAGAGAUCAGCCUGUAUGGAGGAAGAGUGAUUCUAAAGGCCAUCAACCAGUGUUGGUCAGAUCAGAUAUUUUUGUACGGAUUGUCGCAUCGAUUUUGGAAGUUGACAUUACAGCUGAUCAAACGAUACAGUGGAUGGGCCCUUGAAGUGAUCAACGCCAAUUAUGCUAAUGAUGCCAAGAUUCUGACUCUUCUAGCGCAUGAUAUCAUCCACUUUACCAAGAUUGUCAAAAAUCAGACAUUAGAAACAAUGUUGCCCAAAUUACCUACCAAUAUCCAAGAUGGCCCACUCUUAAAAGACAGCAUGAAUGCAGCCUUAGAUCAGUUACAACAAUCGACUGUACCCACUAUAAAUGAGACCAUCACCAACAACAUUAGCGCUAAUUGCUUAGAGACACUAAAAUCCAUCAAAAGUGUGACAAAUCAAUAUCGCCAUAGUGACAAGCCCAAGCCAACCGAGCCAUCCUAUUUUAUACCCAACAUUUUCAAGCCGUUUCACACAUUUGUUGAACAAAAUCAAGCCAGUGUGUGCGAUGAACUUGUGGACGCGUGGACAACACUGGUUGCAAGAGCAGUGGUCUCACAGUACACAACUGCAUUGGACGAUAUAUUAUCGAGUUUGACAAAAACAGAGAAAGGCAAGGUCAAAAAUAGCACGCAGUUAUCCGAUGAAGAUAAAAUUCGCUUACAGUUCCUACUGGAUGUUGAACAAAUUGGAAAGGAGUUGGACAAGCUAAAGAUCGUCCACAAGGAUACAGUCAACUAUCCCACACUGCUAGCAUUGGUAGAGCCAUUUUCAUCCAUGAAAUAA
Molecule: messenger RNA, 2172 nt
Organism: Mucor velutinosus
Lineage: Eukaryota; Fungi; Mucoromycota; Mucoromycetes; Mucorales; Mucoraceae
Exons: 8
Coding region: 1-2172 (723 amino acids)
Biological process (GO): intra-Golgi vesicle-mediated transport; protein transport; Golgi organization
Cellular component (GO): membrane; COG complex
Source: RefSeq, a predicted model, not a curated record